This is a messenger RNA of Sphenostylis stenocarpa, 2030 nucleotides long. Lineage: Eukaryota; Viridiplantae; Streptophyta; Magnoliopsida; Fabales; Fabaceae. The record is from the annotation of a GenBank genome assembly.
AACAAAACCAGGUAACCAAACAAAGGAAUGAUCAUGAUAGUAAGUUACCAUCAAAUCCUGCGGAAGUAGAAGACCUACGCCGUGACUCAGCUGCAAAUCCAUUGAUUGUAUUCACUUAUGAUGAGUUGAAGAUAAUAACUGCAAAUUUUAGGCCAGAUCGUGUGUUGGGGGGAGGAGGAUUUGGAAGUGUGUAUAAAGGGUUCAUUUCUGAGGAGUUAAGGCAGGGGCUUCCUACCCUUGCUGUAGCUGUUAAGGUUCAUGACGGUGACAAUAGCCAUCAAGGGCACAGAGAAUGGCUGGCAGAAGUCAUAUUUUUGGGGCAGCUUUCACAUCCAAAUCUAGUCAAAUUAGUUGGAUACUGCUGCGAGGAUGAACAUAGGGUACUGAUAUAUGAGUACAUGUCCCGGGGAAGUGUGGAACACAACUUGUUCUCAAAAAUUUUGCUUCCCAUGCCAUGGUCCAUUAGAAUGAAGAUUGCAUUUGGUGCUGCUAAGGGACUUGCAUUUCUUCAUGAAGCAGAGAAACCUGUCAUAUAUCGUGAUUUCAAGACAUCAAACAUUUUAUUAGACCAGGACUACAAUGCAAAACUUUCUGACUUUGGCCUUGCUAAGGAUGGACCAGUUGGAGACAAAUCACAUGUUUCUACACGAGUAAUGGGAACAUAUGGUUAUGCAGCACCUGAAUACAUAAUGACAGGUCAUCUGACUCCAAGAAGUGAUGUUUACAGUUUUGGGGUUGUUCUUCUUGAACUUCUCACAGGAAGAAAAUCUUUAGACAAGUUAAGACCUGCUAGAGAGCAGAACCUUGCAGAAUGGGCUCUGCCUUUGCUGAAGGAAAAGAAGAAAUUUCUAAACAUAAUAGAUCCAAGGCUGGAUGGUGAUUAUCCAAUUAAAGCAGUUCACAAGGCUGCAAUGCUUGCAUACCAUUGCUUGAACCGCAAUCCAAAAGCAAGGCCUCUAAUGCGAGAUAUUGUGGACUCAUUGGAGCCUUUGCAGGCACACACAGAGGUCUCUAUUGGCAAAACAUUGACCAUAAUCAGUGAGGUUCCCGAAUCUGUGACAUUGCCAAGAACCACCCAAAUUCACCCAACCUUAUUUUCUUCCUCCACCAAGUUCUUUUCUUCCAGAAGCCCCUCGUAUUGGGGUGUUUCCUUUUGUUUCUCAAACACCCUUUUGUCAAGACCGUUGCUUUUUGCUGUUAAGGCUUCAUCUGGGGUUGGGUCAGAAGCAUCCAAACAGGAGAGUGACAGGAGUGAAGAAGAAGAGGAGGAACCGUAUGAAGAGUACGAGGUUGAGAUUGAGCAGCCUUUUGGACUCAAAUUUGCAAAGGGUAGGGAUGGAGGAACUUACAUUGAUGCUAUUGCACCGGGAGGAUCAGCUGAUAAGGCUGGAGUCUUCACUGUAGGGGAUAAAGUCCUUGCUACCAGUGCAGUUUUUGGGACUGAAAUUUGGCCAGCUGCAGAAUAUGGAAGAACAAUGUACACGAUUCGCCAAAGAAUUGGCCCAUUGCUGAUGAAAAUGCAGAAAAGAUAUGGAAAGAGUAUUGAUAGUGGUGGUGAGUUAACUGAAAAGGAAAUUAUCAGGGCUGAGAGGAACUCCGGGGUAAUCAGCAAUAGAGUGAGAGAAAUUCAAAUGCAAAAUGCUUUGAGGAAAAGGGAACAGAAAGAACGCAGAGAAAGGGAUUUGAGAGAAGGAUUGCAACUAUAUAAGAAUGGAAAAUAUGAGGAAGCACGAGAGAGAUUUGAGUCUAUUUUGGGAUCAAAACCAGAACCUGAGGAAACAGCAGUUGCAAGUUACAACGUUGCUUGUUGUUACUCUAAGCUAAACCAGAUUCAAGCUGCACUUUCUUCACUGGAAGAAGCACUGAAUUCUGGUUUUGAAGACUUCAAGAGACUGAAAACUGAUCCUGAUCUGGCGAACGUCAGGAAGUCAGAGGAAUUUGAUCCUUUGUUGAAAAGAUUUGAUGAAUCUUUCAUCAAUGAGAAUGCCAUCAAUGCCAUCAAAUCUCUUUUUGGGUUUGGUAAGAAAUAA